Messenger RNA from Microthlaspi erraticum, 525 nucleotides. The record is from the annotation of a GenBank genome assembly. NCBI's taxonomy places the organism in Eukaryota, Viridiplantae, Streptophyta, Magnoliopsida, Brassicales, Brassicaceae.
AUGGCGUUAUCUUUCCUUCACCAAACAAAGCCAGAACCUCUGGUUCACCGUGACCUAAAACCAGCCAAUAUACUAAUAGAUAGAAACUAUGUGAGCAAGAUCAGUGACGUUGGAUUAGCUCGGUUAGUCCCUGCGUCAGUGGCUAAUAACGUCACGCAAUAUCACAUGACAUCUGCGGCAGGAACGUUCUGUUACAUAGACCCUGAGUACCAGCAAACGGGGAUGUUAGCGACGAAAUCAGAUAUAUACUCGUUAGGGAUAAUGCUGCUUCAGAUCAUCACUGCUAAGAGUCCAAUGGGCUUGGCUCAUCAUGUGUCGAGGGCAAUCGAUAAAGGAACUUUCAAGGAUAUGCUUGACCCGGUCGUGACUGAUUGGCCUGUCGAAGAAGCUACAGCAUUCGCUAAGCUGUGUUUACGAUGUGCAGAGCUAAGGAAGAAAGAUAGACCAGAUCUUGGAAAGGAUAUAGUUCCAGAGCUUCUCCGGUUAAAAAACUUGGGGAUGGACAACGAAUCAGGCCAGAAGUAA